Salvia splendens (bonfire salvia) is the source of this 1671-nucleotide messenger RNA. Its product is annotated as pantoate--beta-alanine ligase. The transcript is spliced from 6 exons. Gene Ontology annotation, molecular function: pantoate-beta-alanine ligase activity. NCBI's taxonomy places the organism in Eukaryota, Viridiplantae, Streptophyta, Magnoliopsida, Lamiales, Lamiaceae. Gene Ontology annotation, cellular component: cytosol. The record is from RefSeq and is a predicted model, not a curated record. The coding region runs from base 574 to 1515 and encodes 313 amino acids. Gene Ontology annotation, biological process: pantothenate biosynthetic process.
UUGAAUGGUAAGCGGUAUAGAGUAAGAAAAUGGCGCAUAAAACAUUGUUCUCACACUGUUCUCCUUCCUUCUCUCCCGUUUGGUAGAUCUGAAAAUAAUCGGGUGACCCUGUACAAAUUCGCAGGGUUUCACAAGAGUUGAGAUUACAAUCGGCGUUCCUAGCAAAACACUAUCGUUGAAAAUUGGUGGUAUAAGCUUCUCCCUUUUCUCUGAAACCUUGAAAACAAAUUCUUCACCCAUUUUACCCUCUCAACUGAUUUCACACAACGACAGCUUCUCGAGGCCUCAAUACGAGUUGCUCCCGCCGUUGUAAACGAAUUCCGAUCCGGGUAUGUCGAUGGCGUAGAGUUCUUCACCGAGGACCAAUUUUGCUUCUAUUUAUUUGGGUGUUACCAAUUCGCUCCCGAUUCAAAUUGACUCCAAAAUACGCACGAAUUUGGAAGCUCCAGUUGAAUUGGUGUCGAUUCAGCUUGACUCCAAUUCGCUCCCGAUUCAAAUUGACUCCAAAAUACGCACGAAUUUGGAAGCCCCAGUUGAAUUGGUGUCGAUUCAGGAUUAAUAAAAGCUGACGGCAUGGAAAAUAAAGAGCCAUUGAUAAUAACAGACAAAGAUGAUAUGAGACGAUGGUCAAGGUCCGCGAGGGCCCAAGGCAAGAUUGUUGGCUUUGUCCCCACUAUGGGUUAUCUCCAUGAAGGCCAUCUUUCUCUCGUCCAAGAAUGCAAGCAACACUCAGACCUCACUGUUGUCUCAAUCUAUGUAAAUCCAGGGCAAUUCUCCCCCAAUGAGGACCUCUCCACUUACCCUUUAGAUUUUAUUGGCGAUAUUAACAAAUUGAAGAACAAAGCUGGUGGUGUCGAUGUUGUUUUCCACCCAAAAGAUUUGUACGAUUAUGGAAAAUAUGAUGGUGUUGUGAAUGCAAGGAGCAAUGGCCUAGAAGAGGGAAAGGUGGUGUCUUGCGUGGAAAACAGUGGACAGGGUCACGAGACAUGGGUCCGAGUUCAAAAAUUGGAGAAGGGGUUGUGUGGGAGUAGUAGACCUGUUUUCUUUAAAGGAGUUGCCACUAUUGUAACCAAGUUGUUCAAUUUAGUUGAACCUGAUGUGGCUGUAUUUGGGAAGAAGGACUAUCAGCAAUGGAGGAUUAUAGAAAGGAUGGUACGAGAUCUUGAUUUUGGCAUUAAAAUUAUUGGCGCAGAGCUAUUGCGUGACCCUGAUGGCCUUGCAAAGAGUUCACGGAAUGUGCACCUUUCACCAGAACAGAGGAAGAAGGCAACAUCAAUUAGUGAGUCUCUGUUCCAUGCUAGAACUGCUGCACAGAAGGGCCAAGUAGUUUGCAGAGAAUUGAAGGAUUUAGUUAUCAAGACCAUACAUGAAGCUGGUGGAAAAGUUGAUUAUGCUGAGAUUGUAGACCAAGAAAGUUUGGAAGUGCUGGAUGAGAUCAAGAGCCCUGCAGUGUUUUGUAUUGCUGUGUGGUUUGGAAAUGUCAGGCUCCUCGACAACGUGGAGAUCGCCGUCUAAUAAACAGUUACACCAGGUCAUAUUUUGGAAGAUAAUCUUAGUACUCUCUGUAGUUUAUCUUUAUUGAUCGUGUAUUGUAAUUUGGUUUGCUGUAUCAAUUUUGGAAAUUGUGAAUAAAUUGGAGUAAUUUUAUUUACAAUUUUUAACUCUUGCCUA